This is a messenger RNA of Hevea brasiliensis (rubber tree), 1010 nucleotides long. RefSeq lists its product as uncharacterized. The transcript is spliced from 5 exons. The record is from RefSeq and is a predicted model, not a curated record. Lineage: Eukaryota; Viridiplantae; Streptophyta; Magnoliopsida; Malpighiales; Euphorbiaceae. The coding region runs from base 333 to 815 and encodes 160 amino acids.
AUAUCUUCUCUUCUUCCCUGAAAAGUUCACCAGGCCGAAAUUCUCGAAGUUUCCGCCUGCAGCCUGCUUUGCCUAUAUACAUCGCCUCUAUCAAAAAGCCGCACAAGAUAAGUUCUCUCUCUCCAAGCACAAAGCCAAAAACCGCCAGCUCCCAGCAGCACAAGCACAAGCACAAGCUAAAGGCGUGCGUUUCUUUUCUCCUGGGAAAGUCGUUUUUGCUGCUUCGCCAUUGUUUAUGUGUGUCUGGGCAUUUAGAGAUCAGUUUUGUGUAGUGUCGAGUUGGUUUUUCCGGUGGGGGUGUUAAAGAUUGUUGUUUUGGUGGUUUGUUAGAGAUGGAUUGGGAAGGAGGAUCCAACGGCGGAUCUUGCUACUACUCUGUUCUCGGUAUUCGCAGGGACGCCUCGUUCUCUGAUAUUCGCACUGCUUAUCGCAAACUAGCCAUGAAAUGGCACCCAGACAAGUGGGCCUGGAAUUCAGGUGUGGCUGGAGAGGCGAAACGGCGGUUUCAGCAAAUACAAGAAGCUUACUCCGUUCUCUCUGACGAAGCUAAGAGAUCAAUGUACGAUGCUGGGCUUUAUGAUCCUCUGGAAGAAGAAGAUGAAGACUUCUGUGGUUUCAUGCAAGAAAUGAUAUCCAUGAUGAACAAUGUGAAAGACGAGGAAGAUAGCUUUGAAGAUCUCCAGAGGAUGUUCGUGGAAAUGGUGGGUGGAGAUAGCGUGGGCUUCGACCUCAAUGAGGAUCCAACGGAUAGGAAGAGGGCACGCGUCAAUGCAUCGAAAGGUAAUGCGGCGAAGCGCAACACCUCUCGCUGUUGAUGCACUAGUGAAUCUUUCGUUCGCCUUGCUGCGUGCCAUUGUAAGGUGUAAUUUGGGGGGAAUUGGGUGCUUUAUUGGUUAGUUUAGGUAGCGUGGGCUUAUUAACUUUGUCAUUCUGGCAGCACCUUAUGAAAAGCUUGGAAGCUAUUGAUAGGAGGAUGGUUUGAUGGAAUAAAAAAAUGCCCCUUUUAUUUA